Molecule: messenger RNA, 687 nt
Organism: Symbiodinium necroappetens
Lineage: Eukaryota; Dinophyceae; Suessiales; Symbiodiniaceae
Source: the annotation of a GenBank genome assembly
GUCUCCCUUCACCACAAACAUCGAAAGCCCGCCGAGCUCAAGCCAGACAAGCACGGUCUAACUGGAGUCAUGCGACUUCUGGUGCUAUGCGUGCCUGGGUUAGUCGUGGCGACAUUUGUCGAGCAGCGCACAGAGGGUGUGGGCUUUCAGUGUGCUCUUCUCCGCUUCAACUCCCAGCGGACGGAGCUAAGCUGCUGGGGCCAAAAUGACAAAGGUCAGCUGGGCCAGGGCGACACACUGCCGCGUCCGACCCAGCAGGCGCCGGUCCUGUUGGGAGCCCAGGUGGUGCAGGUCAGCAGCGGGGCUCACCACAGCUGCGCCCUCCUGCAGACCGGUGAGGUGAAGUGCUGGGGUGCGAACAAUCGUGGCCAGCUUGGCUUGGGCGACUCUGCCAACCGCGGGGACGACCCAAAGGAGAUGGGGGAAUUCCUGACCCCGGUCGGACUGGGACCUUGCAAGGCUGUGGAGGUGCGGCUUGGCCUCGAGCACAGCUGUGGCCCGGCUAGACGAUGGGCGCGUGAAGUGUUGGGGUGCCAACGGCCAGGGGCAGGCUCGCACGGGAGGUCCCGCCUCCAUCGGUCUUUGGCCAUGGGAGCUCGGCGAGGCUUUGGUCCCAGAGCCCUUAGGGACUGGGCGGCGAGCGAUUGGCCUCUUGGCAGGUUCCUGGCACAGCUGUGCCAUCCUUGA